Molecule: messenger RNA, 1149 nt
Organism: Aaosphaeria arxii CBS 175.79
Lineage: Eukaryota; Fungi; Ascomycota; Dothideomycetes; Pleosporales
Exons: 2
Coding region: 313-771 (152 amino acids)
Source: RefSeq, a predicted model, not a curated record
CGCGGGCCGCCAUUGCGACGCCCAACUGCCCUAACCAGUCUAGCUUUCCCGUCCUUCUCACUCCCCCGUUUCCCCCGUGUCCCCCGUACCUGAGGCUGGUCUGGCUGGUCCCUCACCCGAAACGCGUAGCACAAAACUUUCUGCGAACCGAUCUGCUAGCAAGACGCCAUUUCAAACUUUGUAGAACGCUCUGCACUCCAACCGCAAAACCCUACUCAGACGUCACUCGUUGUCCCUGAGAGACACAGAUUCGAACACGCAUCUAAUUCGAUCCGAAAAAAUAACCUGAAGUCAUCAAUUGGACCUCUCAUUAUGGCGUCGCUACCCCAUAUCCCAUUGCUCUAUCGCAUCAUGUUUCUCUACUUCGAACCCUUUUCCGCCUUCAACGGUGCGCUCCUCUGCCAUUUCCGCCCUGCCAACUUCCUCACCACAAUGUCCGCUACUGCGACCUACUCGCCCUCGGUCCAGGUCAUCUUCGACCAGGUCGCGGCGUGCUACAUCUUGUUCGCGUUUAACGAGGCGGUGGUGCUGCGGAUAACCAAGGAAUUGCGGGUGUGGAAGACUAUGAUACUGGGCAUGGUACUGUGCGACAUGCUUCACAUCUACGGCAGUUGGCAAGCACUUGGUACCGAGGUAUCCCUUCGCCCGUGGCUAUGGAGGAGCGAAGACGCGCUCAAUAUGACCAUACUGUACGGGUUCCUGCUGCUGAGACUCGCAUUCCUCGCAGGCAUUGGCCUCGGUAAAGGGGUAUCAGAGAAGAAGCAGGCAUGAGAAGGGUGUCGUCGAAGUUACGUGCAUGAGGGACGAUGAAGGACGAGAAGAAGCAUUUGGCGGAAAUAUGUAUCGACUGGCAGAUGCAGACAAUGCCAUUACGUGCAGAUAGGAUUCUGAGGGAUUGUGCUGUGCGACCCUCUCGAUCGGAUACCGUUCGAAUGAUGCCCCAGCGGCGCAGCCCACAUCGGUUGUGGAACGGAAACCGUAGAUUUAUUAACAGGGUCCCAAUCCGUAUAAUUCCUAUGUCCAUCUCGGAUUUCGCAUGCCUGCUGCCAACCCACGCUAUCUCCCAUCACGCUAUUCGAUCCAAGCAAAAGGGCAUGCAGCAUGUCGCCAUCUCAACCUCUGACUGCGACGAUAAGCGCCCGUUGCAAC